This is a messenger RNA of Melampsora larici-populina 98AG31, 1506 nucleotides long. RefSeq lists its product as uncharacterized. The transcript is spliced from 13 exons. The coding region runs from base 1 to 1506 and encodes 501 amino acids. Lineage: Eukaryota; Fungi; Basidiomycota; Pucciniomycetes; Pucciniales; Melampsoraceae. Gene Ontology annotation, molecular function: amino acid transmembrane transporter activity. Gene Ontology annotation, biological process: amino acid transmembrane transport. The record is from RefSeq and is a predicted model, not a curated record. Gene Ontology annotation, cellular component: membrane.
AUGAUCUCUAUGGGUGGGGUCAUUGGUAUGGGUCUUUUCCUGGGAACAGCCAAUGCCUUGCGACAAAGUGGACCUUUGGGUCUGUUAUUGGGUUAUUCGGUGAUGGGAACCAUCGUAUGGUGUGUCAUGGCCUCUCUGGGUGAGAUGAUUUCAUAUCUCCCGAUAGCCGGUGGUCACGUUACGCUAGCCAAAAGAUUUGUCAACCCAUCUCUGUCACUGGCAUUGGGAUGGAAUUACUGGUACACGUUCGUAUCAUUUUUGGCGGCUGAAAUCUCCGCUUCAGCCAUAUUGAUCAAUUAUUGGACCACAUCUGUCAAUAAUGCGGUAUGGAUGAUACUGGUACUAGCUCUUGUAACAAGCAUGAACUUCGCGCCAACUCAUUUUUACGGAGAGUUUGAGUUUUGGUUUGCUUCUAUCAAAGUGGUCACUAUAGUGUCUUUGAUCAUUACAGGGAUUGUUCUUGACUUGGGUGGUGGACCAAACCAUGAUAGAAUUGGCUUUCGAUAUUGGAAAAAUCCAGGACCAUUUGUCCAAUUCCUCGGAAUACAAGGUGUCACUGGUAGAUUUUUGGGUUUUUGGUCGGCCUUAAUACAAGCAACUUUCUCAUGCAUCGGUACUGAGAUCACUGCGAUAACAGCAGGAGAGGCUAAAAAUCCGAAAAAAACCCUCCCUUCAGCUAUUCGAAAAGUUGCGAUUCGGAUUCUGAUGUUCUACGUCAUGGGAACCUUUGUCAUCGGACUCAUAGUCUCUAGCGAUGAUCCUCGACUGAAUCUCAACUCGCAUAACGCUGCUAGCUCACCGUUUGUGAUUGCAAUUCACGAUUCGGGAAUCAAAGCAUUACCUUCAAUCAUUAAUGCAGCACUUUUAACUGCAGCAUGCUCGGCUGCUUCCAGCGACAUGUAUACUACCUCUCGAGCACUCCAUGGUUUAGCUCUAGCAGAGAAUGCACCUGCGAUUCUUAGACGUACCAAUUCACAGGGUGUACCUUGGUUAUGUGUGUUGGUAUCCGCCGCAAUGGGACUUUUGAGCUUCAUGUCUAUUGGAGGCCAUGGGGCCGGUCAAGUCUUUACAUGGCUAGCGACUAUGUCCUCUGUAGCUGGACUACAAACAUGGAUCGGUAUCUUAAUCACAUAUCUAAGGUGGGAUUCAGGGGUACAAGCACAGUCAAUUAAUCGAUCAGAUUUUCCUUAUGUUUCAUACCUUAGACGCUGGGGAGCAUAUCACGGCCUGAUACUAUGCUCACUAACAUUGAUAUUCAAUCCCUUCACGGUCUUUAUAAAAGGGCAAUGGUCAACUCCUACUUUUGUUACUGGAUACCUACCGCUCGUGAUGUUCUGCGCUUUGUAUUUUGGAAGCCGGGUCUAUUAUCGAUGUCAAGGGGUGGAUGGUCGACCAAUAAAACCAAUGGAAAUGGUAGGGAUCCUUCAUUAUCUCUCCUUGGGCAAAAGAUCCAAUGAUUCUCACAAUGUGUCAUGUAUAUUAGGACUUUGUUUCAGAUGCUCGUGA